AAACAACGCUGCCGAACAAGAUACGCCGGGAAACCAAUCGAAACCGACGAGAAGCACGAAGCAUGGUCGACUCGCAAUUCCUUCACCCGGGCUACCGGGCCCAUCAUCGCACAACGAUUCUGGUGAGAUCCUAUCAGAAAUCUUAACAGUUUGCGGAUCUGGUUUGAGGCUUCGAUCGGCCCUAGUCCACCACUGCCAUCAUGUUUUCGUCGUGUUUCGGCUCUGGCCGUGACCGGCGGUCCGCAGAGCAGGAGCCACUACUUCCCCAGUAUGACGACGAUACGUCGCUUCAGAGGCAGCUGCAUCAGAAACUGCACACGUACCAGAUGCUCCGAGCCCUCUCCAAGGGGUACAUGCCCUCCAACGAGCAGGCCAUCGCCAACCUCCGCACCCUCCUUGCCGCCGACGUGCUCAACCCGGACUCGUCGCAACUCAGCGACUCGGGCCAGGCCCUGGCGCACUACGCUAAGCAGUGGAUCAAGCAGCUGAUCGAACUCCUCCAACACAAAAAUGCCAACGACCAAAUUCAGGACUUUACCUGGUAUUUAUCCCAGGCGAGGGUCUCGCUUGACAUGGAGCAUGUCGCCGAGCGCGCCAGCAGGGCAAAGGCAACAGCGGACACGGCGGCAGUCUAUCGGAGCCUGCAGACAGUGGGCUCGCUGCUGCUUACUAACUCCGAUUUUCGCUUGUUCCUCAGCGAUCUCAACGUCGUCGCCCGCGAGGUUUUCAGGGACGCAGCGUUCGCCUUGUCGGAAGCCUCAGAGGAGGCCGGCAAGCGUAUCGGACCGUCCGCCGAGCAGCAGGAUUCGGUGAAGCAGCAGGGCAAUGGCUCUCAGAGCGCGCCAUCGCAGCAAGAACUGGUUGAUCAAACCGCCGAAGUGUCCAAGGUUUGUAGCGGGUCUGCUUCCACCGUUGUAGACGAGGCAGAGAACAGCAUACUGCGGAAGUUGGACGGACCGGAAAAGGACACAAUGAUGCAUCGCCUGAAGAACGCAGUGGCAAAUUUACGCCGGCGGCGCGACUACUCGGAUUCGGUCUCUACUCUGUCGCUUCUUCUCAAGCGCUAUGCUAUGGUGUACUCACGCAUCGCCCGCGACACGGUCCAGGCGGCAGAAGAGGACGUAGACCGUAAUCCGGAAACGGACCGGGCUCUGCGCAAUUUCUGGGCGUUUCUGAGGUCGUUCGGCGAGGUGAAGGAGUGGGAGGAGUUGGAGGCACGGUUCGAGACGGUGGUGAACCAUGGCCAUGACGACCCCGAUUUUGAGGACCUAGCGGCCAAGCUGGCGAGCGCCCUGCAGGAAAUGUUCACCGAUCCUUCAUUUUUCGACGAUGCCGAACAACGCUUCCAGGAGCUCCGGACUCGGUACAAGCAAAUUUCGAGUCACUCGUCUUUGCGCGACGACAUGGACGGUUUGCUGUCACAGUUACAGGCGACCUUCCGCUCGGUGAUCAGGGACAAGGAUGUGGCCAACCUCAUGAAGACGUCAACCACCAUCGGUAAGAUCCUCUCGCCAAAGCACCACUAUGCGAAUACCGAUCUUGUGGCGGAUUCGAUCAACGUAUUUGUCCCGCUACUCUUCCAGUCGAUCAACUACGUCCCCAUACCUAGGCUGGAAGUGUCCACCCCGCAAGUAGACCUGUUGCUCGAGAAUCUCAUCCUCGAGCCCGGUACAACCGUCAACCACACUUCUUUCUUUCCACACAGGCUCCGCGUGGAAACGCUCAAUGAUAUUGAGAUUCGCAAGGCAAGGUUUAGGACAACUUCGGCUGUCAAGACGUUGAUGAGGAUCCGAGUGGACGGCCUGUCCAUCCGGGGAGAGGAGAUUGGGUACUGGCUCAGGGUGCACUCGGGACUCUUGCGGCUGGCAGACGAAGGGAUUGCCUCGUUCGAACUCGACGAACGGGGUCUCGAUAUUCAGCUCGACAUCGAGGUCGGUAGGGACAGGCUCGAGAAGAUUCUCUCCCUUCGGGGUGUCAAAGUGCGCAUUCACAAACUCAACUGGAAAUUGCGGAGGAGCAAGUUCAGCCUCUUGUCGUGGCUCUUCAAGCCGCUUCUCAAGCCCAUCAUCCGCAAGACAAUGGAGGUGAAGAUGGCAACCGCUAUCGGGGAGGCGCUGCAUUUCGCAAACCGCGAGUUGCUCUAUGCGCGCGAGAGACUCCGCGCUACGCGUAUCGCAGACCCGGACGACCUCAGGACCUUCUUCAAGGCUGUCUUGGCGAGGUUGACGGCCCCGGACGACCCGGAUCUCCACACUCGUGUUGGGGUCGGUCAGCCGGGACACGGCGUAUUCGAGGGGGUUUAUGCCCCGGGAAGCAUCGUCAAGCUCUGGAGGGACGAGGCGACCCAGGCACCGCAAAGGAUUCGCGAGAAUGAAAGAGAUGGUUGGCGGAACAGUAUAUUUGACGUCCAGGCGGCGAUGCUCACCUGAGACUUUCGCGUCCCGCCGGU
This is a messenger RNA of Thermothelomyces thermophilus ATCC 42464, 2449 nucleotides long. RefSeq lists its product as uncharacterized. The transcript is spliced from 2 exons. NCBI's taxonomy places the organism in Eukaryota, Fungi, Ascomycota, Sordariomycetes, Sordariales, Chaetomiaceae. Gene Ontology annotation, molecular function: lipid binding. The coding region runs from base 201 to 2429 and encodes 742 amino acids. The record is from RefSeq and is a predicted model, not a curated record.